AUGAACCAUGAAGUAAAGAAAUUAAAGUCGGAUGUAAUCGACACCGUGGAAUCCCAUACAUCGGAAACAUCAUCAAUUGAUAAACGUUCUCCAAGAAAACUGAGUACGCUCUGUAUCUGUUAUGUUGCUGCUAAUUUACACCUGGUUGAAUCAUUGUUAUAUUUCCCUGAUGUCGUAGGAGUAGAAAUCUUCAACGAAGCGUUGAAGCUCAGGGAAUUUAAAGGCAGGGACAAGGAAUGUUUACUGAAAUUAAAACUAUUUUGUGAAGCUUAUGAGAAUUUGAUGCUGAUAAGUUUGAGUCUACCUGGCAGUCAUCUUUGUCUGAAUAAUUAUUUUGAACAUUUAUCGUUGUUUGAACAUUUAGAAGAACUUGAUGUGUCGUCAAAUGGAUUAGGAGAUGAUCACGAUGUUUUACAUCACAUUUCACAUCUGAAAUGGUUGAGGACAUUAUGUUUAAGAAACAACUGUUUGAGUAAUGAUGGAUUACGAAAAUUAACAUCACCCUUACGAAUGUUACAUCAAGGACCAUUAGAUUUACACAACCUAGAUUUAACUGAAAAUCCUGAAAUAUCAUCUAAAGGUGUGAAAUAUUUAAAAUGUUUCCAGAAUUUACAGAUUUUAAUCUUAUCAUCCUAUAUUUCAACUCAGUUAGCGAUAGCUUGA
Molecule: messenger RNA, 663 nt
Organism: Patella vulgata (common limpet)
Lineage: Eukaryota; Metazoa; Mollusca; Gastropoda; Patellidae
Product: leucine-rich repeat-containing protein 42
Exons: 4
Coding region: 1-663 (220 amino acids)
Molecular function (GO): protein binding
Source: RefSeq, a predicted model, not a curated record